This is a messenger RNA of Mirounga angustirostris (Northern elephant seal), 2857 nucleotides long. RefSeq names its product opticin (gene OPTC). Gene Ontology annotation, molecular function: protein binding. Gene Ontology annotation, cellular component: extracellular matrix. Bases 1276 to 2259 code for a protein of 327 amino acids. Lineage: Eukaryota; Metazoa; Chordata; Mammalia; Carnivora; Phocidae. The transcript has 6 exons. The record is from RefSeq and is a predicted model, not a curated record. Gene Ontology annotation, biological process: bone development; articular cartilage development; collagen fibril organization.
GCUCACUCUUGCUACCGCAGAGGGCUUACCCCUAGCCCAGCUAAGGUUAACAGAGGGGGAGAAUCUGCUAGACACUUAGGCAGCUGGCUUUGGGGAGGGCUGCACUAUCACAAACACACCAGCUCCCUCACACGCACGCCACAUACAUUCCCGCCCCGCUCCGUGCAUAUGAGCAUAAACGGACACACGUUCAUCACGCGCUCACGUGCUCAUCGUGCACAUACACAAUUACCUGUGCACACACGCAGACACCCAGGGAACGCUCUAGAUAUGCACACAAUCCCACGGCCACAUACAAAGAACACGUUUGUUUCUGUAAUCAUUUGUUUCUAAAAAAGCUGCAUUUAGAAAGUAUAUUUUAUAAACCAAUGUUCUUUUUUAGGCUAUAUGUCAGCUUUUAAACCCAUGUCCUCUGAAUGCACUAGGUGUGCCCUAUUUAUUUCUGCACCCCCAGAGAAAAGUCCAGUGCCUGGAACAUAAUAGACACCCCAUAAAUGUUUGUUGAGCAAAGGGGUGAGUGAAUGAAUAAUCUUUUUUUUUUUUAAAGAUUUUAUUUAUUUAUUUGACAGAGAGAGACCCAGCGAGAGAGGGAACACAAGCAGGGGGAGUGGGAGAGGGAGAAGCAGGCUUCCCGCCGAGCAGGGAGCCCGAUGCGGGGCUCGAUCCCAGGACCCUGGGACCAUGACCUGAGCCAAAGGCAGACGCUUAAUGACUGAGCCACCCAGGUGCCCCAGUGAAUGAAUAAUCUUUUAAAAAGCCACAAGACUCCUUGAUGAUGAAGUUUCUCUAAACCUAGCUUAGUGACUAAUGGUUGUACUCUGUGUGUGUGGUUGUACAAGAGAGAACAUCCGUAUAAAUGCACGAGAGUGUGCCUAAGUAAGAGGGGGUGUGCAUGCGAGGAGUAAACGAGCCUUUGCCAGGUGUCUACACACGACUGUGUGAGUGAAUAGAAGCGUAUGUGUGAGCAUGUAGGCACUAAAGUGGGGUGGCGGUAGGAGGGCCUGGCAGGAGAUGCUCCCGCCAAGAUAGCCCCAGCCUUUGGGGGGCUUGCACAUGCAAUGAACGCACCGCACUGAGUGUAUCAUGAAUGGCGUGGGUCUGCAAGUGUGGGGGCGGGAAGUGGGGUAAGUUUGUGAGCGGUUCCCAUGAAGCCGAAGCUCGAGAGAGCCCUGUCUCUUAGAUGGCUGCCCUUCCUCCUGCGCACUCCCCAGGACUGGACGCUUAGGUGAUUCAGUCCCAUCUUCAUUUCUGCUGCCGCCUCCUCCCAGGGCCCCCAUGAAGCUCCUGGCUUUCCUGAGCCUGCUGGGUCUGGUGCUGCUGGGGGCAGGGACAGCUUCUCUCCCCAAGGAGAGGAAGAGGAGAGAUCAGACGCUCGGGGAAGGCGAUGCUUAUGCAGUCCUGGACAACUAUGACCUGGGCCUGGACAACUACGACGAGGUCAUUGACCUGAGCGACUAUGAGGGGCUCACGGACUAUGGGGACCAGCUCCCCGAGGUCAAAGUGACCAGCCUGGUUCCUCCAACCAGGAUCGGUUCCACUCAGAGCACAGUGACUCCGAGGAAACUCUCUUCAAAGCCCAAGAUGAGCCGGCCUACGAUGCUGGGCCUCCUGGACUCACCAAGCAGCCACAGCCUGCCCACAUGUCUGGUCUGCGUGUGCCUCGGUUCCUCCGUGUACUGUGACGAUACUGACCUGGAGAACAUCCCUCCUCUUCCCAAGACAACCACUUACCUGUACGCCCGCUUCAACCGCAUCCGCCGGAUCCGCGCCGGAGACUUCGAAGGGCUGACAAAACUGAAGAGGAUUGACCUUUCCAGCAAUGCCAUCUUCUCCAUUGAUGAUGAUGCUCUCCGGCUGCUGCCUGCCCUGCAGGAUCUGAUCCUCCCAGAGAACCAACUGGCAUCUCUGCCCGUGCUGCCUGCCAGCAUCGAGGUCCUGGACGUCCGCCUGAACCGGCUCCGGAGCUCGGGGAUACAGCCUGAAGCACUCAGGGCGCUAGAGAAGCUGCAGUUCCUCUACCUGGCUGACAACCUUCUGGACUCCAUCCCUGGGCCUCUGCCCCCGAGCCUGCGCUCACUGCACUUGCAGAAUAACAUGAUAGAGACCAUGCAGAGCGACGCCUUCUGCGACUCCGAGGAGCACAAACACAGCCGGAGGCGGCUGGAAGACAUCCGCCUGGACGGCAAUCCCAUCAACCUGGGUCUCUUCCCCAGCGCCUACUUCUGCCUGCCUCGGCUCCCCACCGGCCACUGCUGCUAGUUCACUGGCCGCACUGGGGAGGCCCUCACCGCCUUCCGCAGGCGCCCGGCGCCUCCGCACGAUGGGCUUUCGCUCGGGCCGGAAUUGGCCUCCGGAUCCAGUUGCAAAACUCACCCCCACUCCCUUCCGCCACCUUCUACACGCUCGUGUGCACACACGCACACACGCAUGCACACACGCACGCACACGUACACACAGAUACACAGAGACACAUACAUGCGCGCACACACACACGUGCGUGCGUUAAUGUCCUUCAGUAGCCAAAUUUGCAUUUCUCACCCUCUUUCCUUAACAACUUAUGGCUCCUGACUCAGAAGAGCAGCAUCUGCAGCAAAGCUCAUUGCCAUAUUCCCCAUCCCCCCUACCCACACGGAAUGCCAGGAAGUCAUGGAAGAGGAAGAGGAGAAAGAGAAGGAGGAAAUCGGGAGAAGCAGUGGCGGGCUUCAGCCAGCUCUUACUACUAGGCUUGCUUGCAGAACCAAUUAUUACAUUUUCCAGAAUUUUGUAAGCCAGUCGUUAAACACAGCUUUUAUUAAAGAUUAAAUUAUAAGCUCACAUUUAAAUAUAUUAGGUUGAAAAUAAAUGUAAUGAAUACUCA